GGGACAAAAGAAAAAAAAUUCAACACCACUGUUGAGAUAUAUGCAAUUUUUUGGUGCACUUGCCCCCUUGAACACCCCUAGUUAAACAAAAGAUAAAAUGGUAAUAUAAGCGCAGUUUGCCAUACAUCUGAACUUCGGGGCAAAGUAGCAGUUUGUAAAAUUCGAAAGGAUCAGAAUGCUAAAAUUGAAUAUUUGGUCUUCGACCGCAACAUAGGCACCGCUUCUCACUCGUCCGCUACUCUCACUAAUCACUGGAGUUGUUUACAUUGCAGAAUAUGUGAAAUUGCUCGUGAUUGGACGCUUAGGUUUGCAGCAUGUUAUGAAAAACAAAAGCACAAGGCAAGGUGUAUGACUUAAGGCUUGAGGCUGUUUAGGUUCCAAGUUUUUGUUAGCAUUCUCAGGCUAAUAACUUGUGGUUCUUGAGGCAUAAUCUUGGCAUUGACACAUCUCCUUUACAGGGCUCCCUUCUCUUAAAAUGCUUCAAUCUCUGUAUAAAUGCCAAAGACACUUGUGUACAAAGAUCAGGAAAAGCAGCGUCUUCGUGCAGUUUGUGUCAACUAGCUGUAGCAGCAACAUCACAAAUGACGAGAGCAAGUCACUCAUUAGCUUGUGUCGCAGGAAGUCGCAUGGUUUAUCAAAAGAAACCAUCAUUAGUGAAGCAAAAACAGUCCAAUUAGACACUCAUGCAUGUUCAGAAGUUUCAGCUGUAGUUGACUUCUUCCAAAACCAUGGGUUUUCUGCAACCCAAGUGAAGAAAAUAGUUAGAAUGCGCCCUUGUUUAUUAGCAUCGAAGGUGGACAAAACCCUAAAGCCCAAGUUGAAGUUCUUGCAAUCAAUUGGCUUUUCUGAAGAUGAAUGCAGCAAGAUUAUCUGUUAUAACCCCAACAUACUCCUCAGUAGCAUAAGGAAACUACUGACUCCAUCCUUUGAUUCCCUGAAGACUUUCAUGGGUAGUAAAGUGCAAGCAAUGGAUGCCGUCAGACGAAGUCCACAAAUCCUUAGUCGAAAGAUCUCUCAUAAUUGGAAGCAGACUGUACAGGUAUUGCACCAAAUUGGUAUUCCUGAUUCUCAAGUUUCAGAGUUUAUUUUCAAAUCUCCAAUUAUCUUGACCAUAAAUCCCCAAAAAAUGAGUGUGGUUGGCUUGAGGCUCAAGGAAAUGGGGUUUGAUGUUACUUCUCCAGCAUUUAGGAUAGCUUUUACCACAAUGUCGAAAGUUAGUCACUCCAAUCUGGAAAGGAAAUUGGAAACCUACAGAAGUGCGGGCUUUUCAGAUGAGGAGAUCCUUAAUAUUUUCAGAUCACAGCCGACUUGCAUGUUUUAUACUGAGGAGAAUAUCAGGUCACUUGUGGCAUUCUAUGUUGAUAGACUACAUUUGAGCCCGUCACACUUGUCACAAAGACCGGCUUUUCUAUUGCGUAGCCUGAAGAGGAGGGUUAUUCCAAGGUGUUCUGUGAUGCAAGUUUUGUGGUCAAGAGGCAUUGUUCCAGAAGCUGGCAAGCUAUCCACUAUAUUAAUGAUUAGGGAAAAGGACUUCUUACAGAAGUAUGUUACUAGAUAUGAAGCAAAAGUUCCUGAACUGCAGGCUGCCUACCAGGGCGAACUUAUGUUCAAAGAGUACAGUUUUCAUUUGCGUGAAAUUCGCCAGAUUUCAAUGUCAAAGGGAUCAUCUUCAAAAACUAAAGUAGCUUAGUCCUCGCACCAUAUGCUGUCUCAUACCUCUUCAGUUUUCUUGUUUUAGCACCAUUUGCUAUCAGAAGCUUAGUUUUUGAACCACUUGCUGUCACAUUCUUGGUGUUUGAUUGCAUGAAGAUCAUCCCAAGUAAAAGUAGAUUAUGAUACUUCGAAGCCGUUGGGGUGGUCAUUUGAAUAUUUAUAUGAAGGUGUUUGACUA
Messenger RNA from Nicotiana tabacum (common tobacco), 1891 nucleotides. RefSeq lists its product as uncharacterized. Lineage: Eukaryota; Viridiplantae; Streptophyta; Magnoliopsida; Solanales; Solanaceae. Gene Ontology annotation, biological process: regulation of DNA-templated transcription. Gene Ontology annotation, molecular function: double-stranded DNA binding. The record is from RefSeq and is a predicted model, not a curated record.